CCGAACAUACAUCACUUACUUAUUUCAUCAACGAGGAACAAUUAAAACGCUAUGAAAACCCACUUUCUCGGCACAGAACAGGUAACCAUUCAAUUAUCUUUCCGCUCUUUUGUGUUUUCUCGUGUCGCGACGUCACAGUGCGCGCUCCAAGAUCGAUGGUGUGAGACGGCGGGCCGGUAAAAAUAAAGCGUUAGAAAUGACUGGGGUGAGGCAGAAUGGCGGGGGUUGAGUGAGCGCCCUACUAGGGGCCGCACCCUUUGAUUCACUUUGUUGUGGUUCGCACGGUGUACUCCACCUGCUCAACAGGACGAGUGCAUUUUUUUGUGUCUCGCGUGCGACCUUGCAACUCCUGCUGACGUAACACUAUCCACGUAACUACGAUGUCGACCGCGGUUUCAGAUACAAUAAACUACAAUGAACUUUGCCCCGUUCACUGGGCAUAUUCCGACGGCGGCAGCGAUCCCCUCUAUCCACCAGUUCGCCGCAAAGUUUGGAUAUGAAGGGACCGGGAGCAGUUCUGGCGGAGUGCUACAGGAGACGCGGUACCAGGCGUCAGGAAGUGGCGGCGCCGUGCAGUUCGCGGUAGCGCCGGCGGGCGGCGUGCCCGCGGACGGAGUCAAGUUUCGGCAAGCGGAGAGUGUGGUGGUAGUCAGCAGCGCGCAGCCUGGGACUGUGGCCUUGGCAGGGAUCGCGCCCAUACACACAGUGAACACUGGUGUCAAGUACCAAACAAUAUCGGCGACGUCGUCCGUGAACCUGGGCAACAUCGCGUACGGCGGGCAGGCCAGCUACGUGCAGGCGGAGACUGUGCACCAGCAGCUGAAGGCGGAGCAGCGCGCCGACAAGCGCGAGUACCGCGAGGAGCUGCACCAUGACCUCAUGGCCACCAUGAUGCAGCAACAUCAGGGUAUCAACGUGAGCCAAGCUCCCCUUCAGCAAGGCACGCAGCAGCUGCUGGUGGUGCUGCACGAGCCGAAGGAGGCGGCUGCCCUGGCGCGCGCCAUCAAGCAGGAGGGCAGGACCGACCGAGCUGGGGCCACCGCGCCCGCUGAGUUCAUCAGCAUCGGCGACGUGACGGACAGCUCGACGUGGCAGACGCUCGGCGGCAGCGGCGUCGCGGACUACCUGUCCACGUUGCCGCUGCCGCUGCACCACCUGCUCAAGUACUCCACACCGAUCACCAAUAUAGUGGAGAAGAGAGAGGAACAGCCCACUAUAGUCACUGCUGUUAAUACCAACGGCUUAAAUGUCAUGCCCAACAUUGCUACGAUGCCUUCGAAUGUGAACAGCGUGGUCGUUCAAACAGCGACGAUAGUGAACCAGACCGUGAACUCAAACACGAGCACCGUCAUUAUGUCCAAGAAGAAAAAGAAGAAGAAAUCUCUGAAGGAGAAGAAGCCAAGACCUAAACCGGGAGAGAUACGACUCACUACUGCUUUGGACGGCAGUACAUUGUACUGCUGCCCUGAGUGUCACAUGGCGUAUCCCGAACGUGAACUGUUGGAGCAGCAUCUGGUUGGACACACCAUGGAAAGAAGGUUUAUCUGCGACAUUUGCAACGCAGCGCUAAAGCGCAAGGACCACCUGACUCGCCACAAACAGUCGCACAACCCCGAGCGGCCGCACGUCUGCUCCGUGUGUCUGAAGGCCUUCAAGAGGAAGGAACAACUCACGCUGCACUUCGUCAUCCACUCCGGCGAGAAGAGGCACGUGUGUAAUGAAUGUGGGAAAGGUUUCUACCGCAAGGAUCACCUCCGCAAGCACACGCGGUCGCACAUAGCGCGGCGCGUGAAGGCCGAGCUGUCGCAGCAGGGCUCGGCGUCGCCGCCGCUGGCGCACGCCGUGCCCGCGCCCGCGCCCUCCUGACCAGCCGACGACAAGCACGACCUCCUCACACUCAUCGCCGCAGCUAAGGACGCCUUUUGACUCGAGUAGACGUGUUACUCGAGUAACACAAACGUUGUAGUAUGUAGGGUGUGAUUCGAGUGGGUUUAUUAGCUAGUUAUAACAUUUACCUAUUGAGGUAAGGUAGCUUGGGUAAAAUGCUGCAUAUUCUAGAUGCAAAUUCAAAUAUGAUGGGAUGGAUUCAUCAAAACGCUGUCUGGAUUUUUUAAUAUUACCAAAGACAUACGUUAUUUGCGAUUAAUAGGUUCAUCGAACGUGAUUACGUACCGAUAACUGCGCCACUCUUAGCCUUCGCAAAAGAACAAGUGUUAUUAGAUACAAAUGGGUAACUACAUGAAUAGGGUUAGAUGCUACUUAUACCGCGCAUUUUAGUAGCUAGUUAUAUAAGUAUUCUAGUAUUUUAGUGGCCUUACCCUUAAAAUGUAAUACCGUUUCAGUGAUAAUAGGGAGAAAAUAGCAUGUCAAAUUAGAUUUAAGACUCGAAUCAACCCGCCAUUCCGCAACGAGAGUAUCUUAGAUUAGAAUUAGAGCCAAUAGUUAGACCAGCCAGUUUUGUGCACUAUACCUAAGAGUAAUUAUUCAAAGCAAUAUUGAUUAGUAAUGUAUCAAAGACAAACUGUAGUUAUGUUUUGAGCUCACUUUAGCCAAUUAGAUGCUUAAGGUAACAUAUGUGAGAUUCUUUAUUAAACUGCCAUAUAAAAGUUUUUGAAUUAACGUUUUAUUCUUUGCACACAAACUAGGGAACAGUUAACCCGUAGUAUAAUAGCGUUUAUUUAUUGCGGCAUAAGGCAUAGUAAAAAUUAUGAAUGAACAGGAAUAGAGGUGUCUCUCUCGCAAUAUUUUUCUUGGUAUGAUUGAAAGGAAUUGAACAUUGUAAGGAAUAUAUAUCGAGUCUUUUAAACAAAGUAUUUUCAGUAGACAAGUUAUGGAGAAUUAGGGAUCGAAGACGGUGACGUAAAUUACGAGAUGUUUGUAAAUAAGAAUACAUCUCUAUUUUCAAUCGAUUGUACCUAAUGUACCUAUAUUAAACGCUUAUACCGUAAAACGGGGUGUAUAGAAGUGUUUGAUUUUUGGGAGGUCGCAUGCGUAAAAAGACCUACAUAAAAAUUAAACACAAAUAUAUAUAAAAAUGUUCAUAUAAUCACUUUAUUUUGGCUCGGACCGGAUAUUUUGAAACGUCUAAAUCUUUAUAAAAUCUCUAUUUUUAUUCACCCCGUUUUACCGUACC
This is a messenger RNA of Trichoplusia ni (cabbage looper), 3133 nucleotides long. RefSeq names its product neurotrophin receptor-interacting factor homolog. The record is from RefSeq and is a predicted model, not a curated record. Gene Ontology annotation, biological process: regulation of transcription by RNA polymerase II. Gene Ontology annotation, molecular function: RNA polymerase II cis-regulatory region sequence-specific DNA binding; DNA-binding transcription factor activity, RNA polymerase II-specific. The coding region runs from base 415 to 1866 and encodes 483 amino acids. Gene Ontology annotation, cellular component: nucleus. The transcript is spliced from 8 exons. NCBI's taxonomy places the organism in Eukaryota, Metazoa, Arthropoda, Insecta, Lepidoptera, Noctuidae.